Messenger RNA from Medioppia subpectinata, 1058 nucleotides. The record is from the annotation of a GenBank genome assembly. Lineage: Eukaryota; Metazoa; Arthropoda; Arachnida; Sarcoptiformes; Oppiidae.
AUGGAGUCCAUUUGUGGCACUUAUAUGUCAUCAAAAGGCAUGCAAUCCAUUACUUCUUCAGGCAUUUCAUCAAUGGAUCACAUCCUCGGCGGCGGUUUUGCCAUCAAUUCAAUCACUUUAAUAGAAGAAGACAAUUUGUGUCAAUUUACACCACUCUUUGCCAAAUGUUUUGUCUCGCAAUCCAUUGAAUGCAAACAUAAGACCAUUAUUUGCUCGCAAACCAUAUCAUCGAUUAGAUCCAGAUUUUUGAGAGAACUGCCCGUCCGAUCGACACAACAGUCCAAACAAAUUGAUGACAAUUGCGAUGACUUGAAGAUCGCGUGGAGAUAUAGGGGACAGACAUCGGGUGCCAAUAGGACUGACGGAAAGGACUUUGAUUUCAAUUCACACAUCAGUGAAGAGACACUGACUUCGGCUGAUAUAGUGUUUUGUACACACGAUAUGUGUUUAGAAGUGAUCCGAGCGUUGAAUCAAAACGAUAACAAAACUGUGGUCAGAGUCUUGAUCGACGGUUUGGGCUCUGCUUUGAGUCCAAUAAGUGUCGACUCUUUGCCUAAAUAUGUGUAUGAAUUGAAAUCAUUGAUAAGAAAAGUGCCAAACAUUGUCUGUUUGGCGACAUUUAGUCCGCAAUUAGUUCUGCUCUCAAAGUAUUCAUACGCGAGAAGUCGUGUCCACAAUGUUGUCGAUUGUGUCAUACAAUUGAUUGGUUUUGAUGAGUGGACACAAACCCCUUAUACCGAAUAUAACGGACUCUUUAAUGUCCUGAAACUACCGAAACUCAAUUCAUUCAACUAUUAUAAUACUCCCGAAACAUUGGAUUUGGGAUUUCAGCUCAAGAAUCACAACCGAUUCCUCGUUGUCGACAAGUUAUCGCUUCCGCCGGAUCUGAGCGAAACUGUUAGCCGAACCACCGGCUGCUCCACCGCUCACAACAACACUCAACUCGACUUCUAAUGCCAUUUCAUAUCACUUUAUAUUGUAUUUAUUUUUAUUUGUCAAUAGUUUAAUAUUAAAUUUAAUGCAUUUAUUAAAAUAUAAUAAAUAUUUUUUGUUUGUAA